Messenger RNA from Nelumbo nucifera (sacred lotus), 2425 nucleotides. Its product is annotated as Leucine carboxyl methyltransferase. Lineage: Eukaryota; Viridiplantae; Streptophyta; Magnoliopsida; Proteales; Nelumbonaceae. Gene Ontology annotation, molecular function: methyltransferase activity. Gene Ontology annotation, biological process: methylation. The record is from RefSeq and is a predicted model, not a curated record.
GCUCGCGAUUCGCGAGAGCCAGAGAGACAGACAGCCUGAUUGCGCCACUUCCUAUCGCGGCAAAGACCCCUGCAUAAGCAUAAUAUGCAUACGUUGCCUUGGGCGUUGGGUGUUGGAUUUUUCAAACGAUGUUUAUGUGUGGCUCUGUUUUCCUUAUCCCCUCCCUAUCCCCCUUUAUUUUUACCAAACAUUCUCCCUCGAUCCUUUAUAUAUGCAUGGAGGAGGACUAUCUCCUUCCUUCUCAAGUCUUUCAAAACCGGUGAGGUUAAAUGCCCUUCUGAGACAUGUCAGAACAAGAGAAUGGACAGCUCCCAGAAGACGACGACGCCAUAUUGCCAGAACUAAAGCUCCCAGACUUGCUGUUAACUGAUACAGUUAAAGCACUCCACGCAUCCAUUGAAAAUGAGUGGGACUCCCUCCAGCGCUCCGCAUGCCAGACAGCUGCCGGAAGAGCCCUGUGGAACCAUGUCAUCCAGGACCCCCUUGCAGGGGUUCUUGCCGGAGAGACAUACCUCCGAAGCCUUCACGAGAAGAUGAGGAAAGACCGGCUAAGUAAUGCCCGUGAAGUGUCGGGGGUGAUUCUUGCAGUCCGAACCCUCUGGUUUGAUUCAAAACUUGAAUCCACUCUCAACUCCUUCAAUGGCGAAGCCCAAGUUGUUCUCCUGGGCGCAGGCAUGGAUGCGAGGGCAUACCGUCUGACCUGCCUGAAGGAGAGUAAUGUCUUUGAGGUUGAUUUCCCCAAGCUCUUGCAAGUAAAGGCCAGUCUUUUGCAGGCAGCAACUGGGUCUAGCAAUGAAAACCAACAGUCCAAAAUGAUGGCUAAAACCCUAACCAGAGUAGCAGCUGACAUACGAGACGAUGAUUGGUUUGAGAAGCUUCAGAGAUCUGGUUUCAUGCCUGAGAAAAAUACCAUAUGGAUCCUUGAAGGUAUCCUCUAUUACCUAUCCCACCUCAAUGCCAUGCAGGUACUGAAGACAAUUGCUGCUAAUUGCACAUUAACCCACACAAUCCUCCUUGCGGAUUUCAUGAACAAGUCUUCAACCAUGAUUGCACAUUCCACCUUCCAUUUCUAUAGCGACUGGCCAGAACACCUCCUGCCGUCCUUGGGGUUUUCUGAUGUUAAGCUUUCGCAGAUUGGAGACCCAGAUGCCCAUUUUGGACUCAUGAACGACCCUUUAAAUCUAUUCAACAAGCUCCGCAACCUGCCAAGGUCACUUCAAACGCACCCAGAUGAUGGAACACCAUGCAAUCGCCUGUAUUUGGUGCAAGCCUCAGGCUCACCCGAUCAAAUCAGCUCAUAAUACAUGGAACACUUGAUGAUCUUGUUCUUUUUGGAAUUACAAAAUGCAUUUAAAGAACUGACUGCCACACAGCAUUGAGUCAUUCAGUGAAUUUGGGAGUCAGUGGUGGUUAUUUUCUGUAAGAUAAUGUUAUAUUAUAGAUUAAAUUGUCAAAUAAGUUGAGAAUCAAACAAGAUUCUUUCACUUGGAUUCAUUCCCUCACCCCUCUCUAUUGGCUAUUGCCUAUUGGCAAAAUAUCAGGCACAUGGGAUGAAAGUUGUUUUUAUAGCUGCUUGAUUCCAACAGUGAAAUGGAUCAUAUUGGACAGAGAAUCCAAUCAGUGGGUGUCAAGGCCAACUUGUCUGGCCUAUCAAGUCAGUUUGAAGCCAUUUCUAAUUCAUAACAUUCUAUAAACCUCUGUUCCAUCAAGUUAAUCCAGCAAAGGGAGGGCAGUUGUAUCAGAAUUCCUAGCUAAAAUACCCUUUUUUAUGGAUCUUAGCUAAAGGAGUUGGAAUGCCUAAUCUAAAUAGGGUUUAUUUAGUACCUAGUUUACUGCGUAUAAAAUCAAUGACAACUCUCAUUAUCAAAGACUCUGUCAUUCUGUUCCUUUCAAGACCUAUAAAUGGAUCCCAAAGUACUGAUUUGAUUAUAGUUCUUGUCCUCUUCUCUUCUAAACUCGUAUUAAUGUAUUUUAGAGGUAACCACCCUCAAUAUUCUAUCAUUUUAUAAGGUACCAAAGCCUCUAUUAAUUUAUCACUUAACAAAUGAUGUCUCCUUGGGGCAAUAAUCAUGAAAUGAAUUCUGAAGUUGCAAUUUCUUCAACUGAAACUCUUGAUAAUGUGUCUUCUUCGAUCUGUUUGUCGAUGUAUGCCCAAAAUCUGCUACCUGUACUGUUAAGAUAAUGAGAUUGUAAAACUUCAACGAGAAGAUACUUGGUUCACCAUUAAACUGGCAUUGAGCAAACUUGUCCUCAAUGAGUAGAAAAAGUUUGUUGGCAUGGUUCAUAUGAUAGAGGCAGAUUUAUAUGCAUGGGGGAAGUAGAGAAAACGGUGCUUUUGUGUGCUUUUGUUUGUAUAUGUUUUGUCUUUACUUUUCUUAUGGCUGUAUUGGACCCAAAGUUUUGGGAAGUUGCUUUAUAUUUUUCA